CUGGACAAUGCUGCAGAAGCUGCGGAGAAGUUUAAGUUAAUCCAGGCAGCGUAUGAUGUGCUGAGUGAUCCUCAGGAGAGAGCAUGGUACGAUAAUCACAGAGAGGCUCUGCUUAAAGGCGGCCUUGACGGGGAGUAUCAGGAUGACAGCCUGGAUUUGCUUCACUAUUUCACUGUCACCUGUUAUUCCGGUUAUGGAGACGAUGAAAAGGGUUUCUACACUGUUUAUCGGAAUGUUUUUGACAUGAUUGCAAAGGAAGAGCUCGAAUCUGUGUUAGAAGAUGAAGUUGAGGAAUUUCCUACUUUUGGAGACUCUCAGAGUGAUUAUGAUACGGUAGUCCAUCCUUUCUACGCUUACUGGCAGAGUUUCUGCACUCAGAAGAACUUCGCUUGGAAGGAAGAAUAUGAUACACGACAGGCUUCAAACCGCUGGGAGAAACGAGCCAUGGAAAAGGAAAACAAGAAGAUCCGAGACAAAGCGAGGAAGGAGAAGAACGAACUUGUCCGCCAGCUGGUGGCUUUCAUUCGGAAAAGGGACAAGAGAGUGCAGGCUCACCGGAAACUGGUGGAAGAGCAGAACGCAGAGAAGGCGAGGAAGGCGGAGGAGAUGAGGCGGCAGCAGAAGCUGAAGCAGGCAAAGCUGGCCGAGCAGUACAAGGAGCAGAGCUGGACCGCGGUGGCUGACCUGGAGAAGGCGCUCAGGGAGAUGGAGGCGCGGUACGGAAGGGAGUUUGGAGAUGAAUCAGAUGAAGGCGAGCCCGAGGAGCAAGAGCCCAGAGACGGACAGGAUGGUAAGGACAGUGAUGAGGUUGAGGAUGCUAAGCUCUUUGAUGACCUGUACUGCCCAGCAUGUGACAAGUCUUUCAAGACAGAAAAGGCCAUGAAAAAUCAUGAAAAAUCCAAGAAGCAUCGAGAGAUGGUUGCCUUAUUAAAACAACAGUUGGAAGAAGAGGAAGAAAAAUUUUCUGGACCCCAGACAGAUGAAAAUCCAUUGGAUGCCAGUUCUGAGAAGGAAGUGGAAGAGUCACCAAAGCAAAAGCUCUCUAAAAAGCAGAAGAAAAAGAAACAGAAACGAGCACAGAGUUAUGAUGAUAACUUCAAUGAAAAUGGAACUGAAGCAGUCCAUGUUGAUCCAGAAAAUACCAAUUUAAAUCAAGACAGUGCCAAAGAAUUGGGUGACAGUCCCCAAGGAAGCAUCAGUGUCACGGAGACCACUGAGCAGCGUGAGGACACAAGAAGUGCAACUAAAAGUGUCCCUAAACCCAAAGGAAAGAAAGCCAAAGAUACAAAAAAAGCAGUCAAAGUCCCUGUUGAAUCACAGUCAGAGGGCGAUACUCUUCUCAGCUGUUCCACAUGCCAUGAUGAAUUCCCAUCGCGGAACAAGCUCUUUGAACAUCUAAAAGCCUCUGGUCAUGCAAGAGCGCUUUCAUCAUCAUCAUCUUUGAACAGUGCUGCAAGUAGUCGAAGCAAGAAAGAAAAACGUCGCAACAGAUAG
Elephantulus edwardii (Cape elephant shrew) is the source of this 1494-nucleotide messenger RNA. It is a transcript of the gene DNAJC21, whose product is annotated as DnaJ (Hsp40) homolog, subfamily C, member 21. NCBI's taxonomy places the organism in Eukaryota, Metazoa, Chordata, Mammalia, Macroscelidea, Macroscelididae. The transcript has 11 exons. Gene Ontology annotation, molecular function: zinc ion binding; nucleic acid binding. The record is from RefSeq and is a predicted model, not a curated record. The coding region runs from base 244 to 1494 and encodes 416 amino acids. Gene Ontology annotation, cellular component: cytoplasm.